GUCCUCCCAACUGAAGGCGGCGCGUUCCAAUAGUUGCCGGCGUCUCCUCUUCUCUUGCUGRUUUCCUGGUCUGUCAGCCGUCCUCAGCAAGCUCCUGGGGGCGAAAGGGCUCCGAGAGGUGAGGGCUCCGAGGGGCGGGAGGCAGGCGGAGGCACCAAGUGCGAUCCAUUGCAAAGAUCUAGGCGUGUAGGAAGCCGGUGCGCGCCCCCGGCAGUGCCGCCGGCCGAACUUGGCCAUCGAGCUGUUCCUYGGCCGGUGGGAAAGACCCCAGAGUGGGCCUGGCCCUGUCGGCCCCGGGGUGAUGUUCCUCGUCACUCUCAACAGGGAUUUGGCAGAGCAGUCAUGUGGCCUUUCGUUUGCUCCCUGGGAGACAUCAGCCACCUCCAAGGGGUACCUGAGCUGCGGCCUGAGGGGCCAACCAUCAACCUGCUUCUAAUCAUUCGCCCUCGGGGUUGGACUCCAGAUUUUUCUGUUCCAGCCCAUAUUUCUCUGAGCAAGCAUAAGUUAAACUACUUCCCAAUGGAUUUUGCACUUCAUAUUUCUGGGGAAGAUGUCCCUUGGCCUGCCGGCCGCCUUUACCCACUUCUCUUUGGUUCUUGAGUUUUGAUUUUUAAUUUUGGAGUCUUCCUUUCAGACCGUCUUUAAAAAUAUGCUAUUCAGGGACCUUCUGUUUCAGAUACGACUUCCCUUUCCGGCUGUCUUUGCUUUCUGGUUUAGAUCUUGUGUGUCCUCGCCACCCAACCUGUAUAUUGGAGCAUCGUCAUGCCCUGCUUUGUCUUGUGGGUAAUCCAUGGUUUCUCUGUCUGCAGCUUUGCUCUCUGGCAGAUUUUAUUCCGUAAGAGGUGGCUCUAGAAUCCCCCAGAAACGAGUGUGGUCUUUUAUUGCAAGGCAUGAUGACUGCAAAAGUGGUUCCCAUAUCCCCAAAGCCAAAGCAGUCCUUUAUAGUGAGAGUUCCUCCAGACUCCAAGCUGGGCCAAGACCUCCUUCAAGAUGCCACUAGUGGGCCCAAGACCAUCCACCAGCUGGUACUGGAGCACUUCCUUACCUUCUUGCCCAAGCCAAGCCUGGUCCAGCCCAGUGAGAAAGUCAAGGAGACCUUGGUUAUUAUGAAGGAUGUGAGUUCAAGCCUUCAGAACAGAGUGCAACCUCGUCCCUUAGUGAAGCUUCUGCCCAGAGAAGGAGUCCAGCAGAAACAGGAGACAGUGUCUCUGUGUUUUAAAGCUGACUCUGAGGAGCUGGUGGUCUUUGAGGAUUUGAAUGUAUUUCACUCCCAAGAGGAAUGUGUGAGCAUGGAUCCUGCUCAACAGCCCACAUCAGAGAAGGACAGUGUUGGAGAGAUGAUGUUACUAACCAAUGACAGUCCUACAAGUGAAGAUCUUCAGAAGGGAAAUUGCGGAGAAAAGUCUUUGGAUGGUGAUGGAGUGGAUUGUUCCUUGGUCUCUGAGCAACCUCCAGGUAGCCAAGAAGAAAGACUAAAUACAUCCAUUCCACAGCAAAGGAAAAUGAGAAAUCUUUUAGUUACUAUUGAAAAUGACACUCCACUAGAGGAGCUCUCGAAAUUUGUGGACAUCAAUGUUAUUGCACUUACUCGGAGUCGGAGAACAAGGAGAUGGUACACUUGCCCACUGUGUGGGAAGCAGUUUAAUGAAAGCUCUUACCUUAUUUCCCACCAGAGGACUCACACUGGAGAGAAACCCUAUGACUGUAGCCACUGUGGGAAAAGCUUCAAUCAUAAAACAAACCUCAAUAAACAUGAGCGAAUCCACACAGGAGAGAAGCCUUAUUCCUGUUCUCAGUGUGGGAAAAACUUUCGUCAGAAUUCUCAUCGGAGUCGCCAUGAAGGAAUCCAUGUAAGGGAGAAGGUAUUUAAGUGUCCAGAAUGUGGGAAAACCUUCCCAAAAAACGAAGAAUUUGUGCUUCACCUGCAGAGUCAUGAGACUGAGAGGCCAUACGGUUGCAAAAAAUGUGGGAGAAGAUUUGGUCGGCUGUCAAACUGUACCCGGCAUGAGAGGACCCACUCUGCAUGUAAGACCCCAAAGCAGAAAUGAGAUUGGGAAUCAUCCUGCCUCAGCCUGAGAAGUUUCACAAGGCUGCCUAAAAACACACAGAUAUGUGAAAACCUCAUUAUAGCCAAAUUUGGAUAAAUACCCAUGUUGGCUAAACCUCAGUUGUUAGAAAAUCCACAGAGAGGGAAAUAUCUUCAAGGGCUAUACCUCAGUUAGCAUCCAGACUUCCUGGACUAAGGAGCUUUCUUUGUGAAGUUGUACAACAAUAUAUAGGUCACAGAUCCUUUUCCCAAGAAUUUAAAUUUGAAAGAGUCUGGGGCUGCUUACAUGCAAGGUGAGCUGGACAGUCACAUCUAUUGAAAUAGAUCUCUUUUCCCUUGCAUGGGAAUUCACACUUGAGAAAAGAGAACACAAAAGUCUUUAUCUGGAAUUGAUCUCCCAGAAAGAACCAAACUACUGGUUUGUUAAGUCAACAGCUUCUAAUAACAGUUCCUAUAACGCUUGCAUAACAUCCUGAUAUGGCUUGAGUGUUGAAUUGUUUACUCUUUGAUAUAGGAAAACUAAAGCAUUUGAAUGUCAAAAGACUUACCCUCAUUUGUAAGUGAUCUAAAAUAAUUAUAAAUUUCAAAAACAUUUGCAAUUUGGGGCUAAAAUGGGCUGUUUUAUAGAAAUCCUUUUCACAUCAUAAUUUGAAGGUCUCUCUACUAUUCUUGAUUCUUUACAGCUGUUAAUCUCAGACAGCUGCCUCAUGCCUCUCCCUUGCCAAAAGAGGUUCAGAUCACUCAGGUCUGACCAUCCAGCACCACUGCUGUCUGGGAAAGCUCUUUAGGAUCUUUUCCCUUUGUGAUCCAAGGUCUUAACUGCUAGGAAGGAAAACCUGGAAGCUAAAGAAAAGUAACAGACCUACAGACAGGAAAAAGUUGGCUUGGAUCCACAACUAGGCAUAACCUCCCUUAGGCUUAAUUCCCCUUUACACAGUCAACAGACCUUUGAAUGGUCACUACCUCACAAGGCAAAGUGUUUAGAGACUAUGCCUUUAGUGGUUAGCUCCAUUGUUUCUCAAGAAAUGGGAUUCUAUGGGUCUUCUUGUAGUGGAUGGUCGUCAUCCUUCCUCCUGAUAGCCAGGCCCUCCUGUGCGACCUGCCUGGAGUCAAGAACAGUGGUGCCUCAAUGGAACUCGUCUCACAUUUUGAUUAGGGAUUCUUGGUCAGUUUUGUUUUUUUUCCCCAAAGUUUUACUUGGUUAUUCUGUGUGGAAUGGGUUCAGCCUAUAAGCCAUUUGGGAAGAUUUAUUAAUUUUCACAGAUUUUUGUUUUAUACCCAGAAACAUGCC
This is a messenger RNA of Urocitellus parryii (Arctic ground squirrel), 3338 nucleotides long. It is a transcript of the gene Znf200, whose product is annotated as zinc finger protein 200. Lineage: Eukaryota; Metazoa; Chordata; Mammalia; Rodentia; Sciuridae. Gene Ontology annotation, molecular function: RNA polymerase II cis-regulatory region sequence-specific DNA binding; DNA-binding transcription factor activity, RNA polymerase II-specific. The record is from RefSeq and is a predicted model, not a curated record. Gene Ontology annotation, cellular component: nucleus. Gene Ontology annotation, biological process: regulation of transcription by RNA polymerase II.